CAGUCAACUAUUGUUCAUGGCUCAUGUUUGUGUUACAUCAUAGCUGUAGAUGGAACAGGAUUUUUUCUUUCAUUCUUUUAAUGUUUGAAGCAGCCCUUGCUAAAUAUUUGUUGUCUCCUCUAUGUAUGCCAGGUUGGUUUGCUUCUGCUUGAAUCUCUGUUGCUUCUUAGCUAUUUUUCCUUGUUCCACCCUGGGAACCAACCUGUCCUGCGAUGGGGAAAAAGCCCAACCAUUAUUCACAAGCGACCCUGAGUUGAUGCCAAUCUUGGCCGGCACGCUAGUUGCUGCCUGCUAUGGAUGUGAACAGAACAAGGGUGUGGUUCAACAAGAAGUCAGUAUGGACAUGCUUCUUUCAUUACUGAGGUCUUGUAGAAAUGCUUUGCCUGGAGUUCGAUCCAAUUCGAUCCUAGACAGUUCUCGAAUGGAUGAUUCUAGUGAAUGCAAUACAGUGGGACCUGAAUCUAGAAAACUUCUAAUGGACGUAUCUUUAAGACCCAGCCGUCAUAAUGCAAGAAGCACCCGGGGUAUUUUAGGUAAAGGUGUUGCCUCAGGAAACAGCCUCCGACUUGGCAAGAUGCGAAACCAAAGAGAUAGCAAAGGAUUAAAAACAUGUGAAGAAAUGGCCUUGAAGCACAAUAUGCAAGCCCCGGAAACUCCCUCUGCUUUGAUGUUGCACUUUAGAUUCCCUAGCAGCUUCAUGGAUAGAGCUGAGCAGUUCUUUUCAGCAGGGACUGCCAGCGUGGGUGAUGAAGUUUGAGCGCGUCCAGGACAGUAAUUCUAAUUCCCCUCCAAGUGAUGACAUCUGCUUUGACUCCAUAUGCAAGAUUGCAUCUAGGUAUUUCAAGGGAGGCCUGCGUCCCCUCCACAAACACAACAUUGGUAAGCUCACUAUGAUCAAAAGUGCAGAUUCUUUUGGAGAAUCCAUUAUCAGGACUAUAGUAUGAUGCUAACAUAUGCGUACUUCUCCCAACAUAGGGCUGGGAACCUUUACAGGAGUACACGGUGAAAUUUCUUCCAAUAGUAGCCAAGUUUCAGUUUGGAUUCCUGAGGGUUUUUGAGGCAGGCCAUACCAAAGUUCUGAAAAGUAGGUCAAAAUUUGGUUAACUUUGUACACAAAUUGUGAAGACACUUUGAAAUUUAAUAUCAAUGAUAACCAGGCGUUCAAAGAGCA
Vitis vinifera (wine grape) is the source of this 1171-nucleotide messenger RNA. RefSeq lists its product as uncharacterized. The transcript is spliced from 2 exons. The record is from RefSeq and is a predicted model, not a curated record. NCBI's taxonomy places the organism in Eukaryota, Viridiplantae, Streptophyta, Magnoliopsida, Vitales, Vitaceae. Bases 122 to 757 code for a protein of 211 amino acids.